Molecule: messenger RNA, 2904 nt
Organism: Oryzias latipes (Japanese medaka)
Lineage: Eukaryota; Metazoa; Chordata; Actinopteri; Beloniformes; Adrianichthyidae
Gene: pdpn
Product: podoplanin
Biological process (GO): cell adhesion; signal transduction; cell migration
Source: RefSeq, a predicted model, not a curated record
CACACCCUCAUUUCUCUUUUACUGUGAGCCAUUCGUUCUGCUCCUUACACUUCCUCAAAGUGGUCCACUCUUUCCUCUCCACAUCCCUCCACCUCUGGUUUUCUUUGUUUAACUUCUCUCUCCUCCUUCCACAAGUCCUUCCAUCUGUCAUCCUGCUGCUCCGCCACUCUCCCUCCAAAGAUUUUCUUUGCUUUCUUGAACUUUUUUGUUUUGUUGUCGUUUUUUUUUUGUUUUUGCAUCCGUCCACCUCUCCUGUCUGGAGUGGCCCACAGCAGUGCGUGCGAGGUCUCAAGUGUUGCGCUCUUCGUCCCACGAAGGAGUGCCCCAAGACUUUGACAAGAGACUUCUGGGAGAGUUUCCACCAAAAUGAAGGUCCAGCUGCUGCUCCUGGUUGCCCUGGCUGGGCCUUUCUGUGCCUUCACAAGUGCAAGUCCCACAUUCCCCACAGAACUUCUGUCUGCCAGUCCUGAGAAAAAUGAAGAAACCUCCAAUGUUGACAGUUCAGUGUUGGCUGAGACCUCUGUAGUGGUUAUCACAGGCCCACCUCCAACACAACCAGAAGCUCUCCCUGGAAUUGUGUCUGACACAGAGUCUACUCCCGGGGCCGCUCCAACCACAGAAUACGACUCCACAGCUUUCGUAUUCACUGAAAGGCAAGACGUCUUCACCAAACCUAUGACAGAGACGGCGACUGACGCGGCUCAAACUGAAGCUCCUGCUGUGGAAACGUUGGCUCCGGAAACGUCUGCUCCAGACGCGGUGACCGACCCUCAAGAUCCAGGCCAUGAAAACCCUGUUACACAACAAGAAGACUACACCGAGGGCCCGAAAAUGGAGGAAGAGUUGGGUGAUGAAGUGACUGUUGAAGAAGAGUCUUUGAGUUCCGGCCAGAUAAUCGGCAUCGUGAUUGGCGCCUUGCUGGCCGUGGUAAUCUUCAUCGCUGUGGUGAUUGCAGUGGUCAGGAGGAUGGGCAAAUACUCGUCUGCCAAAAGCAGAAAAUCUGCCAAAAAAGACAGCGCUGUGGUUUCUCCCCUGAGGAAGAAACCGACCAAGCAGAAACAAAGUGCAAAGUUCUGGAAAAACUGAACUACUGAACUGUGCCGUCACUUUUUAUUUUUUUCUUUAAUGGUUACCACAACCAGAACUAAAUAAGCCUAACCAGGACUCUGAACUGAUGCCUACCUAAGGGCAUUGUUUUUGAGACAAGGGGGUAUAAGGUGCCAUCCUCCUGCUUACCUCCCUGAUCCAGAGGAGCUGCUAACAUUCAAGGCUCUGUUUUCUUUUAAAUCCCUGAAGAAGAAAAAAAAUCCACCCAGGACUUUUUUUUAAUGCAUUUUAUGAAGCUAAAAAAAAAAAAAAAGUAAUUAGACUACCUGUCAGGAUGGAGGAUUUUUGUUCUCUUUAACUUAACUGAUUGACUUAGUCAAUUUUAAGUUUCACAAAGGAGAAUUAAAAAUGAUCAAAAAUAACUUGGAGGGGGUUAGGAAGCAGUCAUUGAUGUUGCAAAUUUCCCAAUAUGUAUGAAUAUUUGAUAUAAGGGCAGCCCAUAGUAUAAGGCCUAGGCCAUUUUCUUUGAUAGCAGUUUGCAUAGGCUAGCUUUACAUAAAAAUACAUAGUAUGUGCAGGCCACUGUGUGCUUCUGUUUUGAAUAAAGCACCCACACAGCAGCGUUUUAGUCAGUUUCACAAGCAAACAAAUACCUGACAAGUAGGCCGACUGUAUGAUGCUCAUUGCAGAAGCUGCUGCGACCGCAUUUUUUUUUUUUUUUUUUGAUGAAAAAGGACGCGCUUUUAGUAUGUGGUGUUCACACUGGACUGUCUCUACCCGUUACUAGGAUAGGUUACGUGUUGAAGGGGCGUAAAUCUCGUGAACCUUGCUCCACGUUUUUUUUUCUUCAUCAACUCUACUCUGAUAAAUGAAAGACUUGGUGUCAUAGAAUGGUGGCCAGGAAAAAAAACGCAAAUAUCAAUAUCUCCUUGACCAUCAAAUUAUUUUUUUUGAAUGGUUGGUACUUCGGUGCUUCAAAAAGGAUUCUACCCAUACAUCACUACCAAAUCUGAGUCCCUGACUGGUUUAAAGUUAAACUGGUUUAACGUUCAUCAAAUGUUCAGUGGCUUUGCGUUUUGAUAGAGCCCAAGAACCAACGUAAAACUUGUACACGUGAGAAUGUGAGAGUUUUGAACGCGAAAGCCCGAAACAUGCUUACACGCGCGUUAACAUAGACUUUUCAUUUAAGCGGUCGAUUGAAUGCGCGUAUCCGAAUCCGGUGUGAACGUAGCAAAAUGCAUAUCUGUGAAAUUUAGCGGAAGGGUUUGCGCCACUGUCUCUGGUAUUCUCUUGCUCAUUGCUGGGAUGUAACUUUUGAAGUGCAUUAUUGAUGUGACUUGACUGUACUUUAACUGACACCCAUUCCAAAGAUGACUACUUGGAGGGCCCCUGCCUUUCACUCUACUGGUGGUUAUUAGACGUAAUGACAGCAUCGGCGUGUCAACAUAUUCCUAGUUCAGUGUUAAUAGUUCCAGAGCAGCCCUAUUGUCGUUAACCCCAGAUUGCACACAGCCCUAGAUUUUAUAGCUGCUUUCUGUUUUACAGCUCAUCAUUAGCCAGUUACUUUUCAUUGUGCCCCAAAUGAGCAUACAAAUAGUCUCAGCUUACCCCUGCCUUGCUUUUUAAACUUAUUUCAUGUGCACUGAAUAGGAGAUGUAAUGUUUCAUGAUGGAUAGACUUUAGACUCUGCAGAUGUUUGCAACGAGACAGACUUGUUUUCUCCCUUCUGCUUCGCCCUAUAUCAUUACUUUAGGGUUUUUAAUUUGUGCCAUAUGAUUUCAUUCAAACCGUUUAUUUAAUUGCAGUGUUUUUUUGUUCAUACUGUUUCAAUAAAAAAAGAAAAAAACUGAAAAUGUU